Bufo gargarizans (Asiatic toad) is the source of this 4040-nucleotide messenger RNA. It is a transcript of the gene CELF1, whose product is annotated as CUGBP Elav-like family member 1. The coding region runs from base 175 to 1851 and encodes 558 amino acids. The record is from RefSeq and is a predicted model, not a curated record. Gene Ontology annotation, cellular component: nucleus; cytoplasm; ribonucleoprotein complex. Gene Ontology annotation, biological process: mRNA splice site recognition; regulation of alternative mRNA splicing, via spliceosome. The transcript is spliced from 15 exons. Gene Ontology annotation, molecular function: mRNA 3'-UTR binding. NCBI's taxonomy places the organism in Eukaryota, Metazoa, Chordata, Amphibia, Anura, Bufonidae.
UGUGGAUCCGCCCGGAAGUGCCGCCAUUUUGGAUCCUCUGCGCGUAGAGAGAAGGCGAGAGGAGCGUGUGACCCGGAGACUGCGUGUGGCACCGUCGUGAAUAUUGGGAUCUCCGGGCCACUGCUUGUCAUUUGAAGAAACAGAGAACGUUAAUGGGGGCUAAUUAGACAGACCAUGGCUUCAUUUAAGCUUGAUUUCCUGCCCGAGAUGAUGGUGGAUCAUUGCUCUCUGAAUUCCAGUCCUGUAUCAAAGAAGAUGAACGGCACCAUGGAUCAUCCAGACCAUCCGGAUCCAGACUCCAUCAAGAUGUUCGUGGGACAGAUUCCUCGCAGCUGGUCCGAGAAGGAGUUGAGGGAGCUGUUUGAGCAGUACGGUGCCGUGUAUGAAAUUAAUGUACUGCGAGACCGAAGCCAGAACCCUCCGCAGAGUAAAGGGUGCUGCUUUAUUACUUUCUAUACACGUAAGGCUGCAUUAGAAGCACAGAAUGCAUUGCACAAUAUGAAGAUUCUCCCUGGGAUGCAUCAUCCGAUACAGAUGAAGCCGGCUGACAGUGAGAAGAAUAACGGUAUGUCACCUAGUUCUCGGAAAGACGUCCCUGGGCUUUUCAUACAUUCAGGCCAAUUAAAGUGUCAGCCACACUUUAGUUACUCUUCCUUCCUGUGUGAAGCCAACUCUGUUGAAGACAGAAAGUUGUUUAUUGGCAUGGUCUCCAAGAAGUGUAAUGAGAACGAUAUCCGGGUCUUGUUCUCUCAGUUUGGGCAGAUAGAGGAAUCCAGAAUUCUGCGGGGACCUGAUGGAUUGAGCAGAGGCUGUGCAUUCAUCACAUUUACCACCAGAUCUAUGGCACAGAAUGCAAUCAAAGCCAUGCACCAAGCACAAACCAUGGAGGGUUGUUCCUCCCCAAUCGUUGUCAAGUUUGCAGACACCCAGAAAGACAAAGAACAGAAACGAAUGACACAACAACUCCAGCAACAGAUGCAGCAGAUUAAUGCAGCCUCUGUGUGGGGGAACCUUGCCGGGCUCAACAGUCUAGCACCACAAUACUUAGCACUUUAUUUGCAGCUCCUCCAGCAGACAGCCUCCUCCAGCAACCUCAACUCCCUAGGUGGCCUCCAUACCAUGGGAGGUGAGUACUCCAUGGGGAGAACAUCAGGACUCAGUGCCAUGCAGAUACAGAACUUGGCAGCUCUAGCAGCAGCUGCCAGCGUUACACAGAACCCAACAAGCGCAGGCUCGGCACUCACUACAUCCAGCAGUCCCCUCAGCAUCUUGACCAGUUCUGGUUCAUCCCCUAGUUCAAAUAACAGUUCAUCAGUCAACCCCAUGGCAUCUCUCGGAGCUCUGCAGACCUUAGCCGGAGCCACUGGAGGGCUCAAUGUUAGUUCUUUAGCAGGUAUGGCUGCUUUAAAUGGCGGUCUGGGCGGCAGCGGUCUCUCAAACGGCACUGGCAGCACAAUGGAAGCCCUGAGCCAAGCUUACUCUGGAAUCCAGCAGUAUGCAGCAGCGGCAUUGCCCUCACUCUACAACCAGAGCCUGUUAUCGCAGCAGGGCCUGGUUGCUGCAGGCAGUCAAAAGGAAGGCCCAGAGGGAGCAAACCUCUUUAUAUACCACUUGCCACAGGAGUUCGGUGACCAAGACAUCCUGCAGAUGUUCAUGCCAUUUGGAAAUGUUGUGUCUGCCAAAGUUUUCAUUGACAAACAAACGAACCUCAGCAAAUGUUUUGGUUUCGUAAGCUAUGACAAUCCAGUUUCCGCUCAGGCUGCUAUCCAGUCCAUGAACGGCUUUCAGAUCGGAAUGAAACGUCUAAAAGUUCAACUAAAGCGCUCCAAGAACGACAGCAAACCCUACUGAACUGUACUGCCCUGGGAAGUGAGCGAAAAGGAUGUUCUGGUAAGUGUGGGAUGGAAAGGCCAAGACCAGGAUGUGUAACUGGAGGAGAGCACUUAGUGAGAACACAGACUAUGCUGUCUUUUUAGCAGCCCCAAAUCAUCUACAUGUGCUUAAAGCCAGAAGCCUCUUUCCCUUCUAAAGACUCUGGGUACAAUUUUUUUUUUUUUUUUGUGAAUUUUUUGCUUCAUAUGGAAGAACAGCUUGUACUAUUUGUUCCAAGUGUUUCAUUUUGGAGUUUAGGUGCCAUAUCAGUGAUUUUUAUUCUUAUUAUUCUGAUUAAUAUUAUUUGGACUUUUGCUGUGUUUUGUACAAAUGUGUGUGAACGUCCCAACACCAGAACCCCUGGGAAAAGAGAACGAGCGGCUUGUUUUCUGCCACUGAACAGCCUCAGAAAACGAUCUGUCUGCUCACUGCUCCACUUGCCAUUUCUCUGCGACUAUCCACAAUCACCGUAGGGUGCUGUUAGUUUUUAGAUUGCAAGUACAACUAGGGCCGCCAUGUCACCCAGUUGAGACGGUUAUUUUCAGCCCAUUGAAUGACACGGGACGGGUCUCCUGAAAGACCUGUUGCAGAUCGUUCACUUGCUGCAUAUUGCUCAUGCUGGAGCAAUCCAGCAUGUCUGUGUAAUGACUGCAGUGCAGAGUUGUAACAUACAUGCAAUACGAUAACUUUUUAUUUUUUUAAAGGCCUGUUUUUUGUUUUUACUUGGCUAUACAGGUUAACUGGUAAGGGUUGUUUUUAUUGUUGUUUUUAUUUUUUGCCAUGGAUGGCAAGCGGGGCAUAGCGUUAACAGUGUGACGAGCUGCUCCUCUCGGAAGUUGGUGGACUGGCGUCCGGUGUUGUGUGGUAGAAUAGAACGAGUAUUUCAUGUGCCUGUGUGUGUAUGUACCAGAGUGCAUACCUACAUGCAUGUAUCGUGACGUACACGACAAAGAUGAACUGCUAAAACUUGAAUAAUGUAUACUCAGAGAAAAAAAAACGUGUUUUCAAAAAGUUUUUGAUUUGGUAUAAUGUGAAUCAUAUAGAGGCUUCCAGGCUCCUGAUAUAAACUUUUUAUAAGAGUGUAUAAAAAAAACAAACUCAAAACCGAAAGACAAUUGAAGGAAAACACAGCCUGUUAGAAUGUCAUUUCUAUUUUUAUAGAGGUUUUAUACAGCUCGGACGAGUGAGCAAUAUUUAUUGCCUAAAUUAUUUCACUGGGAAAAGAUUUUGUAGAAUUCGGAAGAUGGCAACUUUUAUUUUGUGUUUUUUAUACAGAUUAUUCUGCAUCGUGUUUUCGUAGGCGACAUGCGAUAGGGGGGGGGGGGGACAUGUAAAGGAUGCCUGGCCAAUGCACCAGUCCGGGAUAUAAAUGUGAAAACAGGGUCUAUUCAUGAAUUUUUUUUUUAUUUGUCAGUAUUUUUAACUAUUUUUGCUCAAAAAGUUUACGGAUUACUCCCGCGGUCACUCGGCUCUGGUUUUCAAUGGCUCCUGCCUACAUGACUUUGCCUAAUGGCCUUUCCUUGUAAUGGGCAACCACAAAGAUAAAAUGGUGUAAAACAGCAAGACAGGCCAGGGCUUAGAUUAAAUCUCCUUACCUACUUAGCAUGUUUUUCUGCUAAUUGCAGGAGGGCUUGAAUGGGGCGGUUUUGCUUUUCCUGACUCAGUUCUCCUUGGGAGGGGGAAUUAAAUAGCAGUGGUUUUCGUUUAUAGUAUUGAUGUCUUAAUGGUAUAUCUAUUUGGCAUUAAGGGUCCAUUCAGACGUCCGUAGAAUGGGUGCGGACCCAUUCAUUUUCAUUGGGGCCGGAAAAGAUGUGGACAUCACACAGUGUGCUGUCUGCAUCCUCAUUUCUGGUCCACGGCCCCGAACUUCCGGUCCACGACUCCGCAAAAAAAUAUAGCAUGUCCUAUUCUUGUCCGCAGCUGCGGACAAGAGUAGGAAUCCUCUAUUAUGUGCUGCGUCAAUACUACGGACGUCUCUCAAUGGGCCCUAAGUGUGUUGGUGGGAAAGACUGUUUAAAGGUACAGCCCAUGCAGCACACUAGUAAUGCCAAGUGCAGGUCCUGAAGGGACGGUGCAUGACCUAGGGCACCGCAUUAACCAAACGGACCCUCUGCACAGAACUGAUGCACUGUUAGAACUAGUGCAGGUCCUGAGCUGGCAGGGUGUUU